Nylanderia fulva is the source of this 1843-nucleotide messenger RNA. Its product is annotated as putative cytochrome P450 6a14. Lineage: Eukaryota; Metazoa; Arthropoda; Insecta; Hymenoptera; Formicidae. Gene Ontology annotation, molecular function: heme binding; monooxygenase activity; oxidoreductase activity, acting on paired donors, with incorporation or reduction of molecular oxygen. The record is from RefSeq and is a predicted model, not a curated record.
CUUUCAGUAUACUUGAAAACAUUAAAAAGUGUAUUGUAUUUAACAUAUGCCCUAUAACCAAUCGUACAUACAUAUCGAUUGUAAUAUAAAUUAGUGAAAAAAGAUAGUUUUUGACGUUUCUUUUACGGUAAAGACAAAAGUAUCAAUUUGCGAUGUUGCUUGCGGAAUUAAUCGGGAUUUUCAUUAUUACUCUGAGUGUUGUGUAUAUAUAUUAUAAAUAUGUGCUGUUCAAUUAUUGGCGCAAAAAGGGUGUUUUUUAUAUUAAACCCACAGUGCCAGCUGGUAAUUUGACAGCUUAUGUAAUUGGAAAACUAUCAGUAGGCGAACUCUUUCGUGAUGCUUAUAUGAAAUAUAAAGAUCAUCGUGUUUUUGGGAUGUAUACAUUUUUCAAGCCAAAUCUUGUGAUUGCCGAUCUCGAUCUUAUUCGAGUAGUGUUAGCCAAAGAAUUUGGAAGUUUUCAUGAUCGUGGGAUGUUUUGCAACGAGAAGGUUGAUCCAUUGUCUGGUCAUCUGUUUUUAUUGCCUGGGAAAAAGUGGCGAAAUUUGCGUGUCAAGUUGACGCCCACUUUUACUUCAGGGAAAAUAAAGCAGAUGUUUACGAUUUUGAAAGAAUGCGGUGAAGAGUUUGCGAAAAGUUUAGAGAGUAAAGCUCAGAUGAGAGAUUGCAUCGAGAUAAAAGACAUGUUUGCAAGAUAUUCAACAGAUAUUAUUAUGUCAACGGCCUUUGGAAUCAAGUCUAAUUGCAUGGAAGAGCCAAAUAACGAAUUUCGGCAUUGGGGAAAAAAAGUUUUUGAAGAAAAACCCUUUUGGAACGCUUUGUUAAUGUUUGCACCGCAAAUUAUGGAUUUCUUUUCUAUUCCUUUUACGGAUCGAGGUGUUACCAAAUUUUUUACAAAAAUGUUUCGAGAUAAUGUGGAAUAUAGGCAAACUCACAAUGUCGUCAGGCAUGAUUUUAUGAAUUUACUCAUACAACUCAUGGAGAAGGGUUAUAUCGAAGCCGACGAUGACAAAGAUGUUAAUGAUAUAUCUUCAACUGUGAAUAAACUUACCAUGUUGGAAGCGGCUGCGCAAGCUUAUGUCUUCUUCUUGGCUGGCUUUGAAACUUCCUCGACAACGGCGACAUACUGUCUAUAUGAAUUAGCUCAACAUCAAGACAUACAGGAUAAAAUUCGUCAGGAAAUUGACGAAAUGUUAAAACAGCAUGGUGGAUUGACUUAUAAUGCUGUGAACGAAAUGACAUAUCUUCAUAAAGUAGUAAAUGAGACUAUGAGGAAAUAUCCACCUGUACCUGUCUUAAAUCGCGUCUGCACCAAGAAAUUAGACCUUCCAACAACAAAUAUUCAUGUGCCAGAAGGGACUUUAAUUACUAUACCGGUAUUCGGAUUGCAUCGGGAUUCGUCAAUAUAUCCAGAUCCGGAUAAAUUUGAUCCUGAACGAUUCAACGCGGAUAACGUUGCAGCUAGACAUCCCUACGCUUACUUGCCAUUUGGGGAAGGACCACGAGUUUGUAUUGGUACCAGGUUUGGUUAUAUGCAAACGAAGAUUGGGUUAGUAAGUCUUCUGUUGAAAUAUAAGUUUAAACUUCAUCCUCGAACUCCGGUUCCGCUUACUUUCGAUGAAGCUCCUAUUGUACUCACAGUCAAAGGCGGUGUUCAUCUUAUCAUUGAGCCGCGAUAAAGUAAUCGCAUAUUUUUCAAAUAAUCUCAUAUUUAUACGUUAUUGAGCUAAAAUGAAAUUUCUGCUUCAGUCAGAAAGUUUUUUGUUGAAAGUGUAAACCUGCUUACUUUUUGUUGUUUAUAUGUUUUACUAUUAUCAAAUUACGGAUAUUUAAUAUUUACAGUUAA